Messenger RNA from Ooceraea biroi (clonal raider ant), 2018 nucleotides. RefSeq lists its product as uncharacterized. Lineage: Eukaryota; Metazoa; Arthropoda; Insecta; Hymenoptera; Formicidae. The record is from RefSeq and is a predicted model, not a curated record.
ACACGCCGUCGCCACGAUACGUCGGUUGUCCUUUGUUUCCUUGCUACCACCUUGUGAAUCAUUUCAGCCACGAUGAUCGCCACGCGCGAGGUGGCGCCACAUUAGAGCGAAGGACGAAGUCGAGCGAAGUUACAUCGCCGACUGACGAAGUUUAUCGUUGACGACUGGCUGGUGUGGUUGCUGCAGCGCUUAAUGCGCCUGUGGCGUCGCGGAGAACGGAAGCUGAAAGAAGGACCAUCCAUCGCGAGAAGGACUUUUCGACUCAAGCUCGGACGAGAGAUGCGAGUGUUCACCGACACGCAGCCGUACAGACGAGGUUUCCGCAUUCCAACCGGAGUGAACCUGCGGGAGUGCAGCGUCGUCAUUAUCGGAAGUACGUGCAAAAUAUGCGGCAGGGACUUCAAAUGCGAGAGUGACGUUGCGUUGCAUAAGCGAUGGCGGCACCUCGCCAUCGGAUCGCUGAUCGACAACUUGGAAAACGAGCUAUGUACGAAAAACGUCGGUCAGAAGUGCGACGUAUGCGGCAUGUAUCUCGAGACCAUCUCCGACUUGAGGAUACAUAAACGUCAACAGCACAGGCACCGAAAGAGACCUCGCGGAGGGACCGUGAGAGUAAGAUUCAAACUCGACGGAGUAACGAUGACGGAUGUGACGCUGGAUCGGAAAUAUCUCAAGAUGCAGAGGGUGCUGCGGUACUUCGUCGACAUCGGUACACAAACGGAAUCGCUCGAAAACGAGAAGCGUCAAGAUAAUUGCGCUGCAAAUAUCGAUUUGUCGCUUCUGCCGGGCCAUGCUGCGGAUAAUGCUGUACAAUGCGACGUACGGCACCACAAAGCAGCAAAUCGAUACAUUGUAGGUAAAUUCACAUCUACGGCGCGUUCUACCGUCACGGUGGGGCGAAGUCUCGCGGAGAUCUCGAAUACGCCGCACCGAGACGGGAUCUCAGACGGCAAUGGCUCUUACGUAGAAAAUGGAAACACGAGAUCCUGCGGCCUCGUAUCCCGCGAGGACAGAACAGACGCGCUUAUCGUGAGUCUUGUUGAUAAUAUAAAUAUUCAAGAUAAGGAGAACUCACGGACGAUAAACGCGCUAGAGAGAAGAAACGUGUAUUGUCAGAGUGAGAUCUCCAUUCUGGACGAUUUUAAAAUAUCUUCUGCUUGCCAACAAGACAAAUCCAAUAACAUGACGCCACCCAUUUGUAAACAACAUUCUGGGUCCAGCGAAAGUCUCUUUCGCAACACUGCCAAACAGCCAAACGAAAGUGCCAAAGAUAAACUAUGUCCUGGACUGCCUAGCUCUUUAGUAGAUGUUAUGGACGUAGAUGCCAAUGAGAACAACAACAACAAUAGCUUCGACGGUGUGCGACUCACGAUGAAACGUUCGUCCGCUCCCUUCCGGCUCAACGAAAAAACCGAGUCGGCAAGGAUAAACACGAAUGUUGACGACGACGUGCAAGAAGUUUUACGGAUCAUGAGGGGAAACGUACAGAACGACAUCAAUCACGAGUCACCUAAUCGCACAGAAAGAGAAAUACUGGUGCAAAAUGCCGUCAACGAAAUGCGCGUAUUUUCUACGCAUCGUGGGUCAAGCGUUCGUAUGGAAAAGCGCAACGCCGAACUUAUGGCGAGCGAUGUCGAGCCCUCAGAUUAUCCAUCGUUUGCGUCGAUUACCGAAAGCGGCUACCAAUUUCUGACAGAUGCACUCAACAAGAAACUGAGCAUCUGUCUGAAAGAUCUGCAUCAUUAUGGAAUUAGUUCCUACAACGAUCUACCGGAAAUUAACAACAACUUAGAAGAAUUUGCGAUGUAUGCUCAUGAAGGUUACCUGGUUGAACCGUGGAUGCAAGCACUGGGCUCACAAUAUAUCGCUGAAUUGAAAACAAAUGAUAUCGAAGCGACUGUUAAUCUGGAAUAAGCGUAUCGUACAAAAAUACUAGGCAAAAAUGCAUAUGUUGCAGGAGCUUGCUGAUAACUACGGUAGAUAUAGGCUGUGUCUCGUAAAUAAUUCUGAAGGCCAAA